AUCAAUAAUGUAAUCACCUUUGUUAUCAACAACCUUUUGCCAUCUAAUGUGCAAAUUUUCAAUGCCGGACCAAUAAAAAUCAAUUGGUUUUUGAGUAAAAUAUCUCGAGAUGGCAUUUUGGACAUCAUCCAAAUUUUCAAAUUUUUUGCCACUAAGAAAAUGUUGUAGCGAUCGGAAUAAAUGGAAAUCCGAGAGUGCGAUAUCGGGCGAGUAUGGUGGGUGAGGCAGUACCUCCCAUCCCAAUUCAUUAAUUUUUUCCAAGGUUCGUCUUGCACAGUGCGGUCUCUCAUUGUCGUGUUAUAGAAUAACGCCUUUUCUGUUGACAAUCGCCGGAUACUUUUCGAUUAAAAAUUGGUUCACUCGAUCCAAUUGUUCACAAUAAAGAUCUACAUUAACAGUUUGUCCAGGUUUCAGCACUUCAAAAUGAACAAUUCCAUGUAUACUCCACCAAACACACAGAAGCGUCUUUUUGGGAUGUAAAUCCGGCUUCGCAGUACUUCGUGGUGAUUCAUUUGGAGAGAGCCAAUGCCUUUUGCGUUUUGGAUAUAUAGGACCCAUUUUUCGUCUCCAGUGAUCAAGCGAUCAAAAAACGGUUCUGUAUGGUGCCGUUGAAGCAAUACGUUGCUUGUGAUGGAUCGGUUGGCUUUGUUCUCUUUGGACAGAUUAUGGGGGACCCAAACACCUGCUCUGCUUAUUUUUCCAAUCUGCUGCAAAUGUUCUUGGAUGGUCGACCAAGAUUGGUUAAAGGUGUUUGAGAGUUUCUCGAUUAUCUGACAUGGAUUUGCUUCCACUUCUGCCCUUAGCAUGUCUAAUGUUGUUGGUCUUCCUGAUCGGUAGGAGUCAGAGAGAUCAAAAUUACCGGAUCUGAACUUAGAGAACCAUCUCUGGCAUUUACGAACGUCUAAUGCACUUGGAUAAACAUCGCAAAUGUUUUUGAUCGCAACUGUUGCGUUACUACCGUUGCGAAACUCAAAAAGCAUACAAUGUCGGAUAUGCUCUUUUGGUAUUUGGCUGGUCAUUUCAUCCGAAAUUGCAAAAAAAAAUCUAAUAUUUAAUUAUUUAGAAGUGAACAAGUCACAAUAACUUUAAAAUGUCUUUGACACGACUUCGAAGUACACAAUGAGCUGACAAAUGACAAUCAAAUAUCGACAUGCGCAGAAACGACAUUACUUUCCGGUCCAGCUAAUAUAUUGGGUAAAGGGCAUACUGUUUGCACAGACAACUGAUAUACGAAUGUUGAUCUGGCAGAAAAGUUAAUAGGAAAGAAUACACAUUUAAUGGGUACACUACGGAAAAAUCGACGUGGAAAGUCAGUAGAAGUAAUAUCCAAAAAAUUAAAACGUGGAGAACUCAUUGCUCGCGAAAAUAAAUCCAGAAUAACAAUAUUAAAAUGGAAAGACAAGAGAGACGUAUUAAUGCUUUUAACGAAACAUUCGGCAGAAAUGACUACUGUACAUAAGAAAUUUUAUUCGUGUGAAAAACCAAAAAUGGUUGUGGAAUAUAAUCUAGGAAAAUCCUCAGUCGAUUUAUCAGACCAAAUGAUAGCUUAUAAUUCACCAAUACGCAAAACUUUAAAGUGGUAUAGAAAAUUAGCAACAGAACUGUUAUUGAAUACAUGUAUGAUAAAUUCAAUGAUAUUAUUCAGUCAGAUAACAAGAAAAGAUAUUCAAAUUUUCGACUUCAGAAUGAAAGUUGUAUUGUAUUUAACAAAAUGUUGUGAUAAAGAUGCUGAAGUUUCCAUUUCUCCACGUGAAAGCUUGCUGAGAAAACCAUGACAUGAAUUAAAAGCAAUGCCGGGAAAAGCUCGAACGGUGCGAAGUUUUGAAAAAUUUGUUACCAAAAAAAUUCAAAGAAGCUAGGAAGAAUAAUUGCAAAAAACUGUAGCAAAAAAGUCAUGACAUAUUGUAAAGAAUAUGCUGGUUCAUCCUUUCUUUAUUUAGAAUGUUUCAAUACGACACAUCUUAACAUCAAAACUACUUUCAGAUGUUUUAUACUGCAUUCAUUUCUUCACACUACUACAUUAACGAUGAUAAUAAUAAAAAAUUAUAAGUUUUGUCAUUUGUCUAAAUUUUUUAUUUUUUUUCAAUCUGGACACGCCGGUCACCGGUUGCCCCCAUGGCGUCACAGCCAAGUUAAGUGUCGGUCACCGAUGACCCCCGUGGCAUUCAACCUGUUAAUCUAGUCAUUUUCAUCUUCGCUAUGUCAACAGGAUCGGUCUGCGUCUUUAUUCACCAUUCAAGUUUAUUCUUUUUUCAAUUACUCUUAUCAUCGCAAGGAAAUGAACGUUCAAUUAGCAGAUCUGAAUAGUUUAUUGCUAACGAAAUUUAUUCAUACUACGACCAAUGUUCUAUCUGAGCGAGCAAGCAAAAGUCUGUUAACAGAAGCCUGUUAACUUAUCACUAAUAUACGAAGAAUCUUUUUCUAAGAAAAACAUACUCAUCUUCAUGGGAAAUCGAAAACAGAAAUGCAAUUAAAACAGGAAAUGGAGCUGGUCCCAAUUGCUGAUAUAUAAUACAGGUGAUGAUUAAUACUUGGACUGGAUAAAUCCACAUAUAAUGAAUACUGUAUAUUAUAUAUGAUCUAAUUUGUUAGUGUUAUUACCCAGGAUAUUAAACAUUUGAAAAAGUCAA
This is a messenger RNA of Vespa velutina, 2630 nucleotides long. RefSeq lists its product as uncharacterized. The record is from RefSeq and is a predicted model, not a curated record. Bases 1278 to 1775 code for a protein of 165 amino acids. Lineage: Eukaryota; Metazoa; Arthropoda; Insecta; Hymenoptera; Vespidae. The transcript has a single exon.